Messenger RNA from Electrophorus electricus (electric eel), 756 nucleotides. NCBI's taxonomy places the organism in Eukaryota, Metazoa, Chordata, Actinopteri, Gymnotiformes, Gymnotidae. The record is from RefSeq and is a predicted model, not a curated record.
AUGGAUGUGGGCAAAGUGCUGGUCCUCCUCCUGAGUAUUGUGACCUCUGAAGUGAACCAGGUGGACACCAAAUCUCUCGACUUUGUGUGUGGCAGCGAGGACAGGGAGGGUCUUGAACAAGGAACUCAAAUAGAUUAUGUUGAACUGCAGCACUGCAGCCUCUCCCCCACCUCCAUUCGAUUACCCUGCAUCAAGGUUCACAAUGCAAACUGAGGAAAGAAGCCUGUCCUGGAGCGGAAGGCUGAGCUCCUGCACUCUUUGGGGAUGCUGAAGGAGGAUGUGCACUGUGCCAGGACUUGGAGCCAACCUGGCUGUGGCCUCGUUCUGCUGGAACGCUUGGAAUGCAGCAUCAAUACCUGCAUGUUGUCACACAAAUCCUCAAUGAGAUGGCUACGUUCUUUGCACCUGCUGGUCCACAGCGGUGUGGGUUAUGCUGGAAGCAUGUGCUUGCAUCACGCGCUCACAGACUGCCUGGGUGAAUCAGAGGGGCCCCAGACAUUCGCCUGUCUAGGUCAGGACUCACAGGACUUGGUGCUGAGACAGUUUGGACGGCUACUCUCGGCCAAGCUUGAAUGGCUCAUUACAGACUUUCGCAACCAGUGUCUUUCUUUUAACUUUGCACAAUGGGACAGACAGGUGUGGUCAUCAUCAGCGUGAAGCAGCCUUCAAGAAAAUGGAGGUCUAGGCACAGAAUGUCUCUGCCUAUUGGGGACUGAUGCCAUCAUAUGGAUAUAUCAUGCCACCUGCUGGUAAAAA